UCUGCUUUGAAACGAUGCAGAACGCAUCAGUUGCCGCCGGCGCGCGUGGGUUGCUAAACGUUUUGUCAGUGGUGUUCUUCGGUGUGCUUUGUAUCAACGAAGGAUACAGUUGGAAUUUUCACAGAUAUGAUUAUCCUGGAUAUAAGUCAACUGGAAAGGAAGAUAGAAUCAAAAAUUUUCCUAAUGAAUAUGACUUCAUCAUUGUGGGAGCUGGAAAUGCGGGAGCAGUAUUGGCCAGUCGCCUAUCGGAGAUUUCACAAUGGAAGAUUCUAUUGGUAGAGGCUGGGGGAAAAGAUAACUUACUAUCCGAUAUACCAUUGUUUGCGGCAUAUCUACAGUCAACGGCUCUCAAUUGGAACUUUUUCUCGGAAAAGCAAGAAGGCACUUGCUUAGGAAUGAAAAAUGAGCGAUGUCCUGCACCAAAAGGAAAAGGACUAGGUGGAAGCACAAUUAUAAAUUAUAUGAUUUACAAUCGAGGAAAUCGAGCAGAUUUCGAUAAUUGGGCUCGUGCAGGAAAUGAAGGGUGGUCGUACAAGGAUGUAUUACCAUACUUUAUGAAAUCCGAGAAGGUUACCUUUCCAGACACCAAUAAAACACCGAAACACGGAUCCGGCGGACCAGUGAAUGUAGAAUAUGUGCCACACCGAUCACCACUAGUGCAUGCCUUCGUCAAAGCCAAUGAACAGCUUGGUCGGAAAGUAGUGGAUUACAAUGGUGAUUCUCAGCUUGGAGUUGGCUAUCUUCAAGCCACAACUAAACAUGGAAAAAGAGUUACAUCGUCAUCUGCAUAUCUCAAUACAUAUUUUAAGAAGAAUUUGCAUAUACUUACGAAUGCACGUGCCACGAAAGUAUUGAUUCAUUCAAAGUCGAGGAUAGCAAAUGGUAUUGAAAUAAUAUGGAAAAAACAAAAAUACAAAAUUUAUGCAAAGAAAGAAGUGAUACUCUCAGCAGGAUCAUUUCAAUCACCCCAACUUCUGAUGUUAUCCGGUAUUGGGCCACGAGAGCACCUGGAAGAACAUAAUAUUCCAGUUAUAGUCGACUCUCCAGUCGGUAAAACUAUGUACGAUCAUCUAUGCCUUACAGCGUUGUCCUUUCUUACCAACACUAGUAUGGCUGCAUACGACACUGAACGUUUAGGAGUUCCGGAUGUACUCAAAUAUAAACACGGAAUCGGAACACUCACCGUUCCGGGAGCUUUGGAAGCGUUGGCGUUUGUGAGAACUGAUAAUUCAACAGAACCCCAGGGGGUACCAAAUAUAGAAUUAUUGUUUCUUGGUGGCACACCAGCGUCCGACUACGGAACUGGAACCGUUCGUGGAUUUUCCUGGAAGCCAGAAGUUUAUGACACAGUAUUCAAAUCAACGGAGGGACAAGAUCAAUUUAUGAUUGCGAUUAUGUUGUUUCAUCCGAAAUCCAGCGGAUACAUUAAACUCAAAGAUAACAAUCCACUGCAUUGGCCGCUCAUAUAUCAUAACUUCUUAACCGAACCAGAAGAUUUGGAUAGAAUGGUUCGGGGUAUAAAAGAAGCGUUACGCUUGAUAGAAACACCAGUCAUGAAAUCAAUAGGAGCCCGUAUUAUUGAUACCCCAGUGCCAUCAUGCACAAGAUUUACAUUCGGAGAUGACGAUUACUGGAAAUGCUUGGUGAGAUCUCUUGCUAGUACAUUGCAUCACCAGGUGGGUACCUGCCGAAUGGGACCGGAUGAUGACCCACAAGCUGUAGUUUCACCACAGCUUCUAGUGCACGGUGUUGAAAAAUUAAGGGUAGUAGAUGCCAGUGUCAUGCCAUACGUCAUAACUGGUCACACACAAGCAGCUGUUUAUAUGAUUGCGGAAAAAGCCUCCGACAUGAUUAAACACCAUUGGGAUUGGGGAGAAGAGCUUUAACACAACAUCAAUCACUAGUACAUAUAAUAG
Molecule: messenger RNA, 1916 nt
Organism: Armigeres subalbatus
Lineage: Eukaryota; Metazoa; Arthropoda; Insecta; Diptera; Culicidae
Product: glucose dehydrogenase [FAD, quinone]-like
Exons: 3
Coding region: 15-1886 (623 amino acids)
Molecular function (GO): flavin adenine dinucleotide binding; oxidoreductase activity, acting on CH-OH group of donors
Source: RefSeq, a predicted model, not a curated record